Molecule: messenger RNA, 2439 nt
Organism: Drosophila ficusphila
Lineage: Eukaryota; Metazoa; Arthropoda; Insecta; Diptera; Drosophilidae
Product: membrane metallo-endopeptidase-like 1
Biological process (GO): protein processing
Cellular component (GO): plasma membrane
Molecular function (GO): metalloendopeptidase activity
Source: RefSeq, a predicted model, not a curated record
ACGGGCAGGCAGCCGUGCAAUUAGCCCACCAUUCCUCCCCGCCACGAUGAUGACUGACAGGCGACUAACGGCGCCAGUCCGCAGUCUCUACGAUCCGGGCGAAUCGCUUUCCGGCCAGUUGCAAUCUGUCGCAUUCGAAGCCACCAUGCUGAAGCUCAGCUUAGUGGCCUGGCUCAUUUUUUCGCUGGCGUGGCGCACUACGCCCACCGCCUGUCGACAGACCAACGGCGCGCAGAGCGUCCAGGAGAUGCUGGCCGCCCAGCUGCAGAGCUACAUGGACUUGGGCGCACGGUCCUGCGACAACUUUUACCAGUUCGCCUGCGGCAACUGGCAGAUACAGCAGCUGGAGCAUCAAGAGCAGCACUUCCCGCGCGACAGGGAGUGGGCCCGCGAUCGGGGGCGCAGCCAAGAAGAGCUGCUGCCCGGCGACACAUUGGGGCUGAUCGACCAGUCGGUCAACCGCAGGGUGGAGCUGUUGCUAAGGCGCAGAAACGAGACCUCCUCCGAGCUGGAUUUGCGCACCCUGCAGCAGAUGCGGCUCUACUACCGCUCUUGCAAGCGCCUUAAGCCCUAUAACCUCAAGAAGUACCUGCAGCUUCUGCCGCCCGGCAACCACUCCCAGUGGCCGUCCGUGAGCCGGGGCUGGCGCCCCGAGCAGUUCGACUGGAUGACGACUCUGGGACGUCUGCGUCUGCAUGGACUGAACGGCGUCCUGCUCAGGGAAGAGGUCUUGCCGCGGUGGGACGAUUCGAGCGCCUACAGCGUCUACGUGAACAAGCCGAGUCGCCAACAGACGCUGCCGAUGGGGGAGGGCGCCGUUAUCGAGCUGCUUCUGGACAUCGGGCAGACCAAACGCACGGCCAACGCUCUAGCCCGGCUGGUAGACGAGUUCGAGAGGAGGCUGCACCGACUUCAGGAACUGGAGGACGACGAGGGGCCGCGGGAAAUGCAGCUGGGCUACCUGGUCUCAUACCUACCGCAACUGCGGUGGCUGGCCUUCUUGGGCCAGCUGCGCCCCGAGGUCGAGUUGGACCUGCGCUCCACGCUGAUCGUUGAAAACGUGCCCUACCUAAGAGCUCUCAGCGAGCUCGUGGAGGCCGAGAGCCCGGACACCGUCUGCAGCUACAUCAUGCUCAAGUGGCUGGCCUUCCUCCAGCAGCAGGGUCCCGCGGAGAUCUCUCGCGGCGAGUGCGUGGCCAGCCUGAGGAGGGCCAUGCCUCUGGCGAGUAGCUGGCUCGUGGGCCAGCAGUUCUCCGACCCGGAUUCCGAGGCCGAAGUGCGCGCCCUAUUCCAGCGCCUAAAGACGCGCUUCGGACAAGUCCUGGCUGAGAACAGGCUUCGGCUUUCGCUGCCCCUCGUGCAGAUCCUGCAGCAGAAGCUGCGUGCUGUGCGCCUGCAAGUGGGCUUCGUGCAGCCAGGAGAGGAGGAGGAGGUGGAGCAGUACCACGUCAGCCUCGAUCUGAGUGGCAACUCCUUUUAUGGAAACCAGCUGGUCCUGCUGCGACACCGCGUGGAGGCGAGCCACAGCCUGCUCACCGAGAACUUCACGGGAAGCGGCCUGAGGUAUCUGGCGGAGAGCUGGGAGGCCAGCAACUCGUCGCCCCUGUACGUCAGGCCCCGCAACCUGGUGCUGGUGCCCCAUGGCCUGCUCCAGCUGCCCGUGUGGCACCGCAACGACAGUGCCCUGCGGCAGCACGCCGUGAUGGGAUUCGCGCUGGCCCACGAGCUGGCCCAUGGCUUCGACAUGUCGGGUAUGGACUAUGACGCACUGGGAAACAUCAUGGGGCCUGUGGAGGAGUUCGGGACCAGCCGGCAGUUCCGACAGGGCCUCCACUGCUUGCAGCAGCAGAUGGCCUCCGGCUCCAAGUGGGUCGACGAGAAACUGGCCGACUUUGUCGCCCUGCGGCUCGCCUACGAGACCUUCUUUGGGGUGCGGGCCGACAAGCGGGAGCCCCGAGACCCUCUGGUGCCAGAGCUCAGCCAGCGACAGCUCUUCUUUGUCAGCUUCGCCCAGUUCUUUUGCGGCCGGACGCCCGUCCCUAGCCCUCUGCCCCACUCGCGGGCCCUUUUGGACCGCGCCGCCGACGAGCUGCGUGUGAUGCAGACGCUGGCCAACUUUGAGGAGUUCUCGAGGGAGUUCGGCUGCGAAAAAAGAGCCAAGAUGCAAGCCAGCCAGCGGUGCCGACUUUGGUAAAGAUCCUGCCUGUUCAGACGGGAGCCCGGGAGGGGUAAGCUUAGGACAAAAACGCGUGGCAGUCCAUGACCAUUGACCAUCGACCCUUUCCUACUGGAGGUUCGGUACCGUUUAAUGUCAAUCCUCCGUGCAAACAUUGAGAAAUCGGAAUUAUUCAGUGUUGCCUAAAAGUUUUUAAUUAGAAUUUACUCUAUGGAAACUUUUUUAAGGGGGGAGGGUAAGGUAUUAAAGGCCAAAAAAAGGGC